Messenger RNA from Toxotes jaculatrix (banded archerfish), 3446 nucleotides. RefSeq names its product THAP domain containing 12b (gene thap12b). The transcript is spliced from 5 exons. The record is from RefSeq and is a predicted model, not a curated record. Lineage: Eukaryota; Metazoa; Chordata; Actinopteri; Toxotidae. The coding region runs from base 227 to 2491 and encodes 754 amino acids.
CUCCAAAUUCAACCGUUGUGAAUGUGUCGUGAAUGCAGUACGUUGUGUGAUAGUUGUCCACGGAAAACGCCUGCCGUAUACCACUUCAGUAUCGUGAGUGAUACAAGUUGUUUGUCAGUGUUUGUAAAUCACCUGCGUGUCACUCGAGUCCCUAAACUAAGGCGCCAGAGCCAGCAAAUGACAAUACUUAGCUAAGUCGGCUAAGCUAACCCUCCUAGCUUGAAGCAUGCCGAAUUUUUGCGCGGCCCCAAACUGUACACGGAAGAGUACACAGUCAGACUUGGCAUUUUUUCGGUUUCCACGGGACCCAGAAAGAUGCCGAAUCUGGGUGGAAAAUUGCCGCAGGGCAGACCUAGAGGCGAAAACAUCUGACCAGUUGAACAAGCACUACAGAUUAUGUGCCAAACACUUCGAUCCAGCUAUGGUGUGCAAAACUAGCCCCUAUAGGACUGUAUUGAAGGACACAGCCAUUCCAACCAUAUUCGAUCUGACAAGCCAUCUAAGAAAUCCUCAUACCAGACAUCGCAAGCGGAUUAAAGAACUUACUGAAGAAGAUAUAAGAAAGAUUAAAGAAAGGAGGUUGGCAUCUUCUAUUGAACAGCUUGUUUCCAAAAAAGAUGCAGCAGUUGAGGAUAGCACAAGCACCAAUGAGGAUGAACCUCAGCUGUCCACAGAGGAGAAGGAGUUUCGUGAAUACCUGAGAUCCUUGUUUGAGGUCGUGGUCAUGUUAGGGAAACAGAGUAUCCCAUUAGUGGCUGACAAAGCAUCUGAAGCUGAACACAAGUCCAACAACUUCCAGGCCCUUCUAGAUUACCGCAUAAAUUCUGGAGAUGAAGCUGUGAAGAAGCGAUUUGAGGCGACAGCUAUAAACACAGAAUACCUGUCUGCAACCCAGCUGAACCAGCUCCUGGACGUCUGUGAGAAUACAGUGAGAGAGGAGAUGCUAAUGGAGGUGAGGGAGAGCCGCUUCUUCUCCCUAGUGACAGGUGACCUUGUUGAAUUUUCCAACGAGAAACACCUGCCUCUAUUUUUACGCUUCGUGAAUCAACAGAAUGUCCUUCGCGAGGAGUUUUUGGACUUUUUACUUUUUGACGGUGAUGAGUCUGCACUGGUAGAGAGGCUGGAGGCCCAGCUCACUGACCGCUGGGGGCUUAGCAUGGAGGACUGCCGUGGUCAGGCCCACAAGGCCACUGGGACUUCCACCACCAAGAUGAAAGCUGUGGCAGUAUUACUGAUGGAGAAGUAUCCCCUUGCGCUGCACAUGCCCUGUUCCCAUACGGCACUGAACAUCCACCUGGCCAACAGUCUGCCUUUUCCCAAUGUCCAGGUUGUCAUGGAGACCCUGAGGAGGACUGGUGCUUUCUUUAGAACCCCGCUGACUCAGGAUGAACUGGAGACAGCCAUCUCUUCUCACUACCAGAAAAAUGAAGAGAAAGGAGCUGCACUGAAACAAGCUCGUGGCUCAGGAUGGACAGAGCAGCACAACGUCUUUGAUGUGCUGCUAGAUUUGUUGCCACCCCUGCUGCUGUGCAUGGACAACAUUUGGGACAAUGUCGGUGGAAGGUUUGCUGAUGCUGUCACAUCAGACGCGUAUUCAAUCAAAGAAACUUUGGCCGACUUUGAGAUCAUUGUCACCAUCGUCAUCUUAAAGAAUGUUCUCACGUUCACCAGAGCCUUUGGGAGGAAUCUCCAAGGGGAAACGCUUGACGUGUUUUUUGCUGCCAACAGUCUAACUGCUGUCCUGCAUUCACUAAAUGAGGUAAAUGAUAACAUCGACGUCUACCAUGAAUUCUGGUAUGAGGAGGCCAUGAGCGUGGCCAACACAAUGGAGAUUCCUGUGAAGGUCCCGAGGCUGUUCCUCCGUAAACAGCGUGCAGCUGAUGUGGGUGAAAUCCAGGCAGAGUCGUAUUUUAAGGAGUAUGUGACUGUCCCUGUUAUCCGUGGCAUCAUGCAGGAGGUGGAGGACAUGUUCUCUGAGACCAACCUCAAAGCGCUCAAGUGCCUGUCGCUGGUCCCAGCUGUUAUGGGCCAAAUGAAGUUCAACACCACCGAAGAGAACUAUGCCGAUGUUUACCGCGACGACCUCCCCAACCCAGACACGCUACCCGCAGAGCUUCACUGCUGGAGAAUCAAGUGGAAGCACAGGGGCAAAGAGGUGCGCCUGCCCACCACCAUUCACGAAACCUUGCAGCUUCCGGAUGUCAAGUUCUUUCCCAAUGUGAACUCCUUCCUCAAGGUGCUUUCCACUUUGCCUGUGCUGAAGCUUGAAGCCAGCAAAAAAGACACAGCAAGUGAACGGCUGCAGGCUUAUCUUGCCAGCAUGUCGGCUAACCGGUGGAACAAAAGCCUCACAAUGCUCAACAUUAACACUCAUGUCAAACAUGACUUGGACGUCAUGGUAGACAAAUAUUGCAGACUCUAUCCGGAGGACGACCCUGAAGCUGAGGCAGAGUCCGAGGAAGUGGCCGAGGAAGACGCUGUGAUGAAAUGAUAUGACGGACACUGAACUUAUAUAACUGCUCUGGGACAAAAAUGAGUGAAACAGAUAUUUUGUUGGUCACAAACACGUCCUCCUUCAGUUGCUCAUGUCUAUUUCCCUUCACUUACAGCUGGAUAUUUGUACUAAUAACCUAAAUUCAGAUGUGUGGAGGUCAUGGAUGGAAAAAUUGCGGCACCACAAAACAUCCAGAAAUGUAAAGCUCUGUUAAAGGCGUGGUCUGUAAAUAUUUGAAGUUUCUCUAUCAGGUUGUUUUGUUAUUAGAGUAGCCUCCUCUGUAAUGAUGCUGUGAUCUUAAGGAAAGUAGUUUCUGGCCUUUUUUUUCCCUUCAUAGAUUUUAUUUGUUAAAUCGAGUAGAUGGGUUUUCUCUGCUCAGGUUAACCCUGGCUCAUUUACAGUAAGCUUUACUGUGUAGUUUUAAUUCAAACCACAUAAUGAACCCGAGUAGCUCUGUUGAUCCACAGCACAGUGAUUCCUUUUCAGUGACUGUGAGGCAGGAGGUGCACAAGAGGGAGCAGUUACACCAAUAUCAGCCCUGUCCCUGAAUGAAUGCCGAUAGGAAGCCAUUUUUUUUUAUAUGAAUCAAAAGCUUAUAUUGAUAGUGUGCUAUGUUUUGGAUAGUUAUAAAGGCAGGUAUGUUGAAAGUUCACUUUAAACGGUAUAUUUUGAUUGGAGCAGCUCUUGAUCAGAUAACUGAAAAGAGGAAAAUACCGUUCUGACAUGUACUGAAGUCACGUUUCCCUCACCAUGUGCUGUUUUACAGAGAAAAAAAAGGAAAUUUAAUACAACACAGCUCUGGGUGUAGCAGUAAUUGUAUGUUAUGUUUAGUUUGCUUUUGUUGCCUCCCAAACAAUUCUUCAACUUGUAAAAUUUUACAUUUAACUUUCAUAAUCUAUUUUCAGUUUGUUUUAAUAAAAUCCUGUUCAAGAAGGAAAAAUGAAGACACUUU